Encephalitozoon cuniculi GB-M1 is the source of this 831-nucleotide messenger RNA. RefSeq lists its product as uncharacterized. The transcript has a single exon. NCBI's taxonomy places the organism in Eukaryota, Fungi, Microsporidia, Unikaryonidae. The record is from RefSeq and is marked provisional. Bases 1 to 831 code for a protein of 276 amino acids.
AUGUCUAGGGAAGAGUUGGAGGGGAAAUUAUUUGUGUAUGAUUCGAAGAAUAGCCUGCCUGCAUAUUCCAAUGGAGUUGAGAGCAGUGUGAAGGUUGUGUAUAUCGGAGGCCUUGGAUCGCGGUUGCCCAUCUGCCUGCCCACAACCAUGCUGAACAGGUACUGCCUUGAGAACAGUUACGAGCUCAUAAUUCCACAGUUGAGGUCCCAUCCUAACUACGGACUUUUCACAAUUGACGACGAUGUAGAGGAUUUAAAGUGCUUGUUGGAGCAGCUUUGUGGAGACGUAGUCUUGGUUGGGAAUUCAACAGGAUGCCAGGAUAUUAUGCACUACUUGAAUACAACAAAGGACAGGAAGAUCAGGCUGGCUGUGCUCCUAGCAGCCGUAAGUGAUGUUGAGCUGGAAGAGCAUGAGAAUAAAGACCUUUCUACCCUGUUGAGAUGGGCAAAGGAGACAAUUGAAAGGAGGGAGGACGUUGCAGUUAGAUAUGGUGGUGGAAGUCAGUACUUGACACCAAGAAGAGCUCUAGACAUCUUUUCUAGAUACGGGAAGGAAGAUAUGUUUUCGAGUUAUCUAGAGGACAGAUUUUACAUGGAGCUGAACGAAGGAGGUGCAAGGAUCCUAUUUGUGAUAUCUGGAAGGGAUGAGUAUGCCAAGGCAGAUAUUGAGGCGAAGCUAAGGCUGGUAAGAAACUCAAGGGUCGAGCGGAUACCGGAGGGAACGCAUGUUCUGUCACGUGCCGAGGAUGUUGAAAUGUUCUUGGGAUUUCUCUCACAAGAAAUUGAAAAGGCAAUAGGACAGAAAGCACAGUCCCCAGAUGAUCGUCCAUAG